Molecule: messenger RNA, 2832 nt
Organism: Lodderomyces elongisporus
Lineage: Eukaryota; Fungi; Ascomycota; Pichiomycetes; Serinales; Debaryomycetaceae
Gene: RFC1
Product: replication factor C subunit 1
Exons: 2
Coding region: 1-2832 (943 amino acids)
Biological process (GO): DNA repair; DNA replication
Cellular component (GO): nucleus; DNA replication factor C complex
Molecular function (GO): DNA clamp loader activity; ATP hydrolysis activity; ATP binding
Source: RefSeq, a predicted model, not a curated record
AUGGUUGAUAUUCUGGACUUUUUCAAAAAUCCAGCAGCCGCAAAAGCUGGUUCAAAACGAAAGAGAACCACAGACCAAUCGGCGGCACAGCCAAAGCAAACCAAAGUUGGAGCGCAAGUAAAAUCCCAAUCAAGGUCUCAACCGAAACCGCCCCAGCCGAAACCAAAAGUGGAGACAAUUGACUUGGAUGACGAUGAUUUUGAAUUUGAUGACGAUGACGAUGACGAUGAUGACUUCAAAGAUGAUAACGAAGAAGAAGAAUAUGAAGAAGAAGACGAAAAAGACGAAGACGAAGAAGAAGAAGAUGAUAAUGAUGUGGUUGAGGUUGGCGCUCCACCAACAAAGAAGCGGGCAACAAGAGCCAACACGACUCCAAAAUCGUCUCCAAAGAAAAUUGCCUCGAAAUCACCAGCAAAGAAAAUAGAUCCAGUGGAAAAGGCAGAACCGGUAAAAUCCAAACCCACCAAGAAGUCAGGGACAAGUAGUAGCACAUCUAGCAAGGAGGACACAGCCCAACAAAUUUUGGCUACGAUCCCAGAUGCAGAAUUGCCAAACAUUGAUGAGAAGGAUAAACUUAAUUACUUUCAAUUGAAAGCACUACAAACCAAUACUAAUACCAAUACAAGUAGCUCAAUACCGAUCUCAUUACCCGAAGCGCGUGCCAAUUGUCUUGCAGGAUUUACAAUUGUGUUUACUGGUCAGAUGCCUAAUCUUGAUAGAAACUAUGCUGAAUCAACUGCGCAACGAUAUGGUGCUAAAGUCACCAAGUCGAUUUCGAAAAAUACUAGCUUUGUGGUGAUUGGUGCUGAUGCGGGAUGGUCCAAAGUUGACAAGAUCAAGAAGUUGGGUACAAAGACCAUUGACGAGGAUGGGUUUUUGCAAUUGCUUGAAAAGAUGCCCGAAGAUGGUGGAUCCGGGGAGGCUGCCCAAAAAGCAAAAUUGGCUCGUGAAGAACAGGAAAGGAAGGUGAUUGAAGAUGCUGAGAAGGAAGAGCGUUUGGAAAGAGAAGAAGCUGAGGCAAGAGAGAGGAAACGUAGAAAAGAAUUAGAAAAUUCUGAUAGAAAUUUGCAAUCGCAAUCGAGUAGUGGCUCAAGUCAGUUGAGAAUGCCUCCGGAACCGAAACAGGAAGUGGCUGCGAAAGACAAGCUAUGGACUGAUAAGCACGCUCCAAAGGAUUUCUCACAGCUCUGUGGUAACAAAGGUCAAGUGAAAAAGUUAAAAGAUUGGCUAGAAAACUGGUUUGAAUACAAGGCACGCGGUUUCAAUAUGGGUAAAGACAGUCCAGGCAAUUUUAGAGCGGCGUUGAUUAGUGGUCCUCCAGGGAUUGGUAAAACCACCGCGGCGCAUAUGGUGGCCAAUUCAUUGGGGUUUGACGUUUUGGAAAAAAAUGCAUCGGAUGUGCGAUCAAAAUCAUUACUUAAUUCAACCAUAAAAUCCAUAUUGGGGAAUACUUCAGUUGUUGGAUUUUUUAAGCAUCGCGGCGAGGAGGUUAAGCAGGAGAAUAGUGAAAAUAAUAGGAAAAUCUGUUUAAUUAUGGAUGAAGUUGAUGGUAUGUCUAGUGGUGACCAUGGGGGCGCUGGUGCAUUAUCUCAAUUUUGUAGAAUUACAAAUACGCCAUUGAUUUUGAUUUGUAAUGACAAAUCGUUGCCCAAGAUGCGUACUUUCGACAAGGUUACUUAUGAUUUACCGUUUAGGAGGCCCACUGAGAAUGAGGUUCGGAGCAGAUUGAUGACUAUUGCGUUGAGAGAAGGUGUCAAGUUGGAUCCAUCAAUUAUUGGACAAUUAGUGCAAGCCACUUCAAACGAUAUUAGACAAAUGAUUAAUUUGCUAUCGACAGUGUCCAAAACACAAAAGCAUAUUGGGGCACUGAAUGUCCAAGAGAUUCAACAGAGUUGGAAAAAACAAGUGAUUUUGAAACCGUUUGAUAUUGCUGGAAGGUUGCUUUCACUGGCGGUGUGGACUGCUCCCAAACAAAAUCUUAAUGAAAAAUUGGACUUGUAUUUCAACGAUAUUGAUUUUGCACCGUUAAUGAUACAGGAAAAUUACCUCAAUACCAGACCAAGGUUACCUGGGUCGCAUAUCAGACACGUGGCACAGGCUGCUGAUGAUAUAAGUUCCUCUGAUUCCGUUAAUUCAUUGAUAAGGUCAAGUGAACAGCAAUGGAGUUUACUUCCUUUCCAUGGUUUAUUGUCCUCCGUUAAGCCAUCGUAUGAAGUUGCUGGUCAAUUGACCGGUAGAAUAAAUUUUAGUGCUUGGUUGGGACAAAAUUCGAAGCAGAUGAAAUUUCAGAGAAUGUUGCAGGAAUUGCAAUACCAUACGAGGAUACGUACAUCAACCACAAAACAAGAGUUGCGCCUAGACUAUAUGAACCCCUUGUGGGUAAAGUUGAACUAUCCAUUAAAGAAAUAUGGGAAGGAUGGUAUUGAUGAGACAAUCGAGACCAUGGAUGAGUAUUAUUUGACCAAGGAAGAUUUUGAUAAUAUCGGGGAGAUGUUACAGCAGGCUGUUAAACUUGAUCAAAAUGGCAAGACAGCAUUUACGAGAAAGUAUAACAAUGGCAUACAUCCUACAGUGAUUUACAAGACUGGAAAUUCCUUAUUAGGUGGUGGUGGUAGACGUGGAGGCGGUUCACAAAAAGUAGAUUUUGAAGAUGUUGUGGAUGAUGAUAUGGAGGAUGUGGCUGAUGAUGGCGAUGACAAUGAUGACAGUGAUAAGAUUGAUUUGAAGAAGGAUAAAUUGAUUAAGGAGAAGAAGAAGUCGAGUGCAAAGAGAUCCUCAGCUUCGUCUGAGAAAACAAAAGGUGCACCAGCUAGGAAAAGAGCCAGAAAGUAA